UAGUCACACACUAGGCAGUAGCACUCUCUGGCAGAAGCUGAUGCAUGGGGCACAGGACUAUGAAGAGCUCCCUUUUAUUUUUGUCAGAGCUGAUCUCCAACGAACCUACUCUAGUUUUAAUUGGUGUAUUCUUCUCCCUCAGCCACCAGAACCACAACCACUACCUGAACCUCAGCAGCCAGAACCCACACUAGAAGCUCCUCUUGAACCUGCACAAGUGCCACAGCAGCAACCACAGCAGCAGCAACAGCAGCAGCAGCCACAGCAGCAACCCCAGCAGGCUGAAGUGAGUGUGGAUGGAAAUCCCCCUGCAUGUUCCAGCGGUGCCCCAGCCAAGUACUUCCCAGCUAAUGUGGAAGAGACAAAUGAAACCACCAUAGAUAAUAAAAUGAAGGCGAAGGUUCAGCGGAGGAGAUUAUCCCCGUCACAUAGAGAGAUGAUUAUCGACCUUGUUUUCAAUGAGAAGAAGACAUCUAGAGAGGUUGCACGUUACAUGGGUCUGCCUCAAUCAACAGUCAUGUCCGUGGUACAAGUAUUCAAGAAAGAGCACCGUAUACACAAAAAGACAGCCACAGGACGCAAACGCCGACUAACAACUGCACAAGAAUUCCAACUCUUCGAGAUGUCACAGGAGAGAGAUAACAUAUCAGUAGAUGAGAUACGUCGUCGCUUUUUGCAACAGUAUCCUGAAUUUGGUCACAUAUCAAAAACUACAAUAUACAGAACAUUGGAAAGAGGAAAGAAAGGAUUAAUAGGGAUGGACCCUCCACCUGAGCGCUACUUAGAGCCAAUAGAGCGUUACUGGCCCAAGAAGAGAGGGAGACCUCGGCCCGUGUUCCAGAAGGCAGGUGCGGGGUCAGAAUCAUCUUCCAUGAAUAAUGUGCUUGAGCCCAGUGUCAGCAUUAUGGAGGAGAGUGGACCAAUUGAAACGAGUGCUGCCGACAAAGACAUCAGCAGACAACGACGGUCGCUGUCUAUUGCUGAGAGGGAGAUGAUUAUUAGUCUUUUUUUCAAUGAAAAUCGCACCAUAAGAGAGGUCGCAGAUUUCAUGCACUUAGCGAAGUCUACAGUCUCAUCAGUUGUUCAGGUCUUCAAGAAGGAGCACAGAAUCCAACGUAAGACUUCCACAGGACGUAAGAAAAAGCUGUCCGACGAGCAUGAGCACAUGAUCAUGGAUAUCCUCUCCCAAAAGGAGGAUAUCACAAUAGAAGAAACAAGAAAUAGGUUCCUGUCUUUGAAUCCCGAUGUUCCUAAUAUUAGUAAGAGUACAAUUUACAGAAUAAUGGAGAAUUGUCAGUCAAAGCUGAGAGCUAGAUCAGACAUGGAGGUUUUUGUAGGCAUUUUUGUUCAUUCUACUGAAGACAACCCAUUAAUCAUCAUGCCAGGGAUGGUUAUGGGUGUUCUCAACACAAAGAUUGAGUUUAUGGAGAGCUUAGAAGAACUUGAUCACCUCAAAGCAGAGUAUUGUUUUACAGACUCAAACAUUCACUACAUGACUCCAAGCCAGUUUAUGAUGCCUGGGAUGAUAGACACACACAUACAUGCUUCUCAAUUUCCUAACAAUGGAGUGGCUAUGGACUUGCCAUUGCUGGAGUGGUUACAAACGUAUACUUUCCCAACGGAAGCCAACUUUUCUGACACACUCUUUGCAAGAGAAGUCUAUAGUAAAGUUGUGGAACGUCUAUUGAGAAAUGGAACAACAACAGCGGCAUACUUUGGCACAAUCCACUUAGAAGGUUCAAAAAUUCUUGCUGAUGUAGUUCACGACAAAGGUCAGCGUGCACUCAUUGGAAAAGUAAAUAUGAUGAGGAACUGCCCAGAAUAUUAUCGGGAGAUGAGUGUUCAGGAAUCGAUAAGAGACACGGAAGAAUUUAUACGCUAUGUUAGAAGUAUCCAGUCCCCGCUGGUACAACCUAUUGUUACACCCCGGUUUGCCCCAACUUGCCCUGAGGAUCAAUUAGCAUCUCUGGGACAGCUGGCAGCUAAAUAUGGAUGUCAUAUUCAAAGUCACUUGUGUGAGACUCAGCCUGAGUGCAAUUGGGUCAAAGAGCUCUUCCCUUGGGCCAAAUCAUACACUGAUGUUUAUGACAGCAUGAGACUACUUAGUGAGAAGUCUGUCAUGGCACAUUGUAUAUGGCUGACUGAUGAUGAGAUAUAUACCUUGCGAGAACGAGGAGUUGGUAUUUCUCACUGCCCAAAUUCUAAUGUAUCCAUUCGCUCUGGCCUUUGUGAUAUUCGGAGACUUUUGAAUAGUGGAUUAAAAGUCGGUCUAGGAACAGAUUGCUCAGGUGGUUACUGUCCAUCAAUUUUAGAUUCCAUGCGACAGUCUCUGCAAGUUUCCAACAUCUUGGCUCUUGACCGAGAUCAAGACUAUCAGAGACUCACAUACAAAGAAGCAUUUAGAAUGGCAACUCUUGGGGGUGCUAAAGUACUGAAUAUGGAAGACCGCAUUGGAAACUUCAAAAUUUGA
Messenger RNA from Penaeus monodon (black tiger shrimp), 2470 nucleotides. RefSeq lists its product as uncharacterized. NCBI's taxonomy places the organism in Eukaryota, Metazoa, Arthropoda, Malacostraca, Decapoda, Penaeidae. The coding region runs from base 41 to 2470 and encodes 809 amino acids. The record is from RefSeq and is a predicted model, not a curated record. Gene Ontology annotation, cellular component: cytosol. Gene Ontology annotation, biological process: guanine catabolic process. Gene Ontology annotation, molecular function: guanine deaminase activity; zinc ion binding. The transcript is spliced from 14 exons.